AUGUCAACAUGCUGUAAAUCUAUGCAUUGUUGCAAACCAGUGAAAAGCAAUGGAUGGCUAUAUCCCACACUGCUUCUGUGUGCCUAUGGAUUUUUCUCAAUGAUGAGACCAUCAGAGCCUUUCUUAACACCCUACCUUGUUGGACCUGAUAAAAAUUUAACCAUUGAGCAGGUUACUAAUGAAAUACUUCCUGUAUGGACCUACUCUUACUUGGUAAUGUUGAUCCCUGUCUUCUUGGUCACAGAUUAUCUCAGAUAUAAACCUAUCAUAAUCUUACAAGGAAUGAGCUUCAUUACUACCUGGCUGAUGCUGCUAUUUGUGCAAGGAGUCCUGGCUAUGCAAUUCUUAGAAGUCAUCUUUGGCACUGUGUCUGCCACCGAAAUAGCUUAUUACUCUUAUAUUUACAGUAUUGUUGAUUCAGAGCACUACCAAAAGGUGACCAGUUACUGCCGGAGUGUCACGUUGGUUGCAUACACCCUGGGCUCCAUUCUGGGACAAGUUUUAGUCUCUGUUGGGGAUGUAUCUUACUUCACUCUGAAUGUGAUUUCACUGGUUUCAGUGUCAGUGGCUUUCCUUACUUCCAUCCUCCUGCCAAUGCCCAAGAGAAGUAUGUUCUUCCACAGGAAAGAAACUGAAGACACUCAGGUCACACCAUACACUGAAAGUGUCAAGCCAGCCUCCGGAAAGAUUCCUCCGCAGAGUGAUCUGGAUAUAGAGGCCAUCUCACAGGGUCCUGCCAAUGUGCAUGAAGAUGUACACAGUCUGGCGAAAACAACUGAGUGCAAGGGUGUGCUAAAGGACCUCCUCCAAAUGUAUUUUGAUUUCAAGGAAAGCUAUUCCUCUCCAAAAAUUAUCUACUGGUCUGCCUGGUGGGCAUUGGCCACUUGUGGGUUUCUGCAAGUUGUAAAUUAUGUCCAGUUGCUGUGGGAUCACGUUGAACCAUCCCAAAAAAAUACAGCCUACAAUGGUGGUGUGGAAGCAAUUUCAACCUUUAUGAGUGCUGUUAUGUCCUUUGCUGUGGGCUUUAUAAAGCUGGAUUGGGCAGUCUGGGGAGAACUGGCACUUGGCAUCUUUUCAGUGGUAGAUGCUGGUGCUUUAUAUGCCAUGGAUCGUGCAAACAAUAUCUGGGUUUGUUAUGCCGGUUAUGUCGCAUUCAAAGCUUCCUACUUCUUGUUAAUUACCAUAGCUACAUUCCAAAUAGCUGCUAACCUGAGCAUGGAGCGCUACGCACUAUUGUUUGGAAUAAAUACCUUUACAGCCCUACUUCUUCAGACCAUUCUGACCAUCAUUGUUGUUGAUUCAAGAGGCCUUGGUUUGGAUAUUACCACCCAGUUCCUGGUUUAUGGGACUUACUUUGCUGCAAUAGCAGGACUUUUCCUCAUCAGAGGAAUUUACACCUUAAAUCAAAGUCGGAGGAAAAGAAAUAGACAAGAUGGGUCAGAGGUCAUCAAUGAAAACAUCCAACCACCUGGAAAUGAGAUAUACCUUACAGAACGAUUUUGA
Molecule: messenger RNA, 1503 nt
Organism: Pristis pectinata (smalltooth sawfish)
Lineage: Eukaryota; Metazoa; Chordata; Chondrichthyes; Rhinopristiformes; Pristidae
Product: thiamine transporter 2-like
Exons: 5
Coding region: 1-1503 (500 amino acids)
Biological process (GO): vitamin transport; transmembrane transport
Cellular component (GO): plasma membrane
Molecular function (GO): thiamine transmembrane transporter activity
Source: RefSeq, a predicted model, not a curated record